Parastagonospora nodorum SN15 is the source of this 3123-nucleotide messenger RNA. RefSeq lists its product as hypothetical. Bases 1 to 3123 code for a protein of 1040 amino acids. Lineage: Eukaryota; Fungi; Ascomycota; Dothideomycetes; Pleosporales; Phaeosphaeriaceae. The record is from RefSeq and is a predicted model, not a curated record. The transcript is spliced from 4 exons.
AUGCGUUUCCAUGGCCUUGCCACGGCACUGGCAGUUGUGUCCAGUGCUAAACUCGCCAUCACUCAGGAGUGUCCCCCCGGCUAUGCUAGACCAGGAAACAUCACCUGGAUCAAUUGUGAUGUCGCUACGAAUAAGGCGCUCCAAUGUGCGACUCUCGAGGUUCCCAUGGACUGGACGAACCCGAGUGCGGGCGAGAAACUCAAGUUGCGUCUCGUCCGUGUGCCAGCAGCUGCUGACACUCCGAAUGCGAAAUCGAUCAUCGUCAACCCUGGUGGACCCGGAGCAAGCGGCAUCAAGCAAUUCAUAAAUGGCACGGCCGGUUAUCAAGACGUUGUGGGCAACAGCUUCCACAUCAUCAGUUUCGAUCCUCGUGGUGUUGGUCUGACCACACCAUACACUUGCCCAAAGAUCGCUGACAGUGCCGGCUCGUACAAUACGGACGAAGGUCUUGCGGCUACCUUCGCAUACAACACGAAUCAGUCUGAUGCUUGUGCCAAAGCGGAGUACUCCACCUUGAUCGGAACUGCAUUUGUUGCAAGAGACAUCAACGCGAUCGCGGAAGCCAUUGGUGAAGACGGUUUAAUCAGAUACUGGGGUUACUCUUAUGGCACGCUCUUGGGCGCGACUGUGGCGGCCAUGUUUCCGAAUAAGGUUGAUAGGGUCCUUCUUGAUGGCAAUAUCAACCCUAACGACUACUAUCGCGGACUAGGAGAAGAAGGUUCCACCGAUUACGACCGCGCUGUCGCUCGUUUUUUUGAGCUAUGUGCCGCCGCUGAUCCUGCCAAUUGUGACGUUGCAGAAGCUGGCAAAACUGGUCAACAACUACUGGACACUUUCGAUGCUUUCCUGUCAAAAGUUGGGUACGACCAGGCCAAGACGGUUCGAGACGCAUUUCAGCCAAUACUAUACCUCCCCAGUCCAACAGCAUACAAAGAGUUCGCAACCAAACUAAGCGGCUUUUACAAAGACCCUCGGACCAUCAAUGCAGGCCCUGUCGAGCGCCGUCAGUUGGACUGGACCCCGAACUACGUUGAAAACAAUACUGACCUUGCCCUUACUGGAAUCACCUGUGGUGAUGUUGUAGAGAGGCCAAUAGGCUCUGAAGCCAACUACAAAAGCUGGCUGGCGAUAUACGAGAAGACCAGCAAAUACGGAGGUGACAUUGCAAUAAACAUUCUGUUUUCGUGCUCCGUCUGGGCUUAUGACGCCAAGGAGAAGUUCACAGCCCCGUUCAGCAACAUCCGCACGAAAAACCCUAUCCUCUUCGUCAACACACAGUACGAUCCUGUGACACCUCUCAUUUCUGCACAGAAUUCAGCUAGAGGCUUUGUAGGAGCCCGGGUGCUUGUUAGCUCAGGUGUCGGGAACUACAUGGUCAACGGAACCUUUCCAUCAGAGAAUAAGGUCUACACCCCAGAUGUGACGAAUGUUUUCAACAAUAUUCCGGAUCGCAAGAUAGAUGGACCAAACAUUAACACCCGCGACGUGGACUAUCCAGCUUUUUUCAAGGACGAACCUUUUAUCGUAAAGCGACAAGAUAAUAUUCCAGACGGCUGUACACAAAUCUCCGCCUCCUCUUCUCCUGCUGUAUCAUCGUCGUCCGUUGCCUCUUCGACUAUCGUUAUAUCCUCGACUCCAGCUGCUUCGUCGGUGUCCGGUGUGACUUCCAACGCAUCGUCAGUUCCCGAAAGCUCUUCUGGAUCUAUCGAAUCGUCAAUUCUCGACGCCUCUUCUACUCCCGUAGCCUCCAUGAGCCCUAGCGAGAGUGCUUCUUCGUCGUUAGUCUCAUUGACGUUUGAUCCGCUCCAAACGGGAGUCUCUACAUCUUCGGCCUCUACUCAGGACGGUGCGUCUUCGGAGCUAGCAUCGAGCGGUGAUUCUACUUCAAGUGCUACCUCUUCCUCGAGUGGCACCUCUGAUCCGACUGGUAUUGUUGAUCCAAUCGACGCAUCAACAUCAGAUGCUGCAUCCUCUAGAAGCUCAAUACGCUCUAUCGUGGGCCCUGGCAUUAUGACGACUACCAGUCCUUACAAGUCAACCUCCGUGUAUGCAGCAAUCUCUGCUUCUACUAAGACUUUGAAGUCUAGACCUUCGCGCACUUCGUACCCGGUGCAUUACGGUCAGUCGUAUGGAUCACACGGGCCUAGUAGCUCAGCCGCCUAUGAUAGCUACGAUGACAGCUAUGAGGACAGCUAUGAGGACAGCUAUGAGGACAGCUACGACAGCAGCCGCACUCCCAGCCGCACUCCAGCCUGGGCACAUCAGUCCGGCUACGUGCCGAUCACCAAGAUCUACACCGAAGUUGCGGUGCAGACGAUCACCAAGUGCGACCGCGAUGGCGAGUACUGCCCUCUGAACUUGGCUACACCAACUGCAUAUGUUACGGAUGUCAAAACAGGAACAAAAGUGGUGGCUGUUCCGACCAAGAUUGUUUACGCGACUCGCAUCGUAGAUGUUUGCUCCACUGGCCUGACGACGAGUGCAGUAACCGUAACGCAGACAUGCAAAGACGGUUGCACGGCGAAGCCAACAGCCUGUGCUGAUGUUCCGGCAAAGCCCGCUCAGCCCGCUCAGCCUGAACAGCCUUCGGUCUAUCCUGCGCAGGCUUCAUCCGUCCCUAAUUACAAACCUCAGGCUGAGCCCACCCCUGUCACUCCUGCGAUACCUAACAACCCGAAGCCUGUCGUCGAUGGUCCCUCAAAACCUGUGGAUGGCCCUUCAAAACCUGCUGAUGCCCCCUCAAAGCCUGCUGAUGCUCCCUCAAAGCCUGUCGACGCCCCCUCAAAACCAUCGAAGCCAUCGGUCGCCGAUGGAUAUAAUGCAACCAUCAUCAACAGCUGGCCAGUUCCCUCAGCGCCAGGGAAUGCUGUGAUCAUGCAGACAGGGACUGCUUCGAUCAACGGGUACCCAUGCUCGGGAGGUAACUGCAGUGCUGCGCCCACUUCGUCUAAUCCAAUGCAGCUCACAUGGAAUGCUUCGGCCGGCGUGUAUGGAUGCUCAGGAAGCAACUGCGGAGCUGCACCCACUUCCCCUCCGCCAGCGCAGUUCACAGGUGCUGCUGUGCGGAAGAACGCGGAAGUUUUCUUUGCUGCGCCGAUUAUUUUCGCUGCAUACCUCUUGUAA